Rhagoletis zephyria (snowberry fruit fly) is the source of this 2963-nucleotide messenger RNA. RefSeq names its product protein rha (gene rha). Gene Ontology annotation, biological process: positive regulation of centriole elongation; interkinetic nuclear migration. Lineage: Eukaryota; Metazoa; Arthropoda; Insecta; Diptera; Tephritidae. The record is from RefSeq and is a predicted model, not a curated record. Gene Ontology annotation, cellular component: centrosome.
UGGAAAAAAUUGAUCUUUGUGAAUUGUUAAUGGGAAAGUGGAGAGGGUGGCGAAUAUAUAUUACGCAAAUACCUCUCAUAAUUACCCAUUUAAAUAGGUUUUUGUAUUUAAAUCCCGGUAAACUAAUUAAAUGUUUCUUACCAGCUACCAACAGAGUUGCAUAAGUACCUAAAAGAAAAUUUUAUCUGAGUUGAGCGUUCUUUUUUCGCUCGCUUACAAAAAAAAAUGCAGCUACUAAAUUUUUAAAUUUAUUCUGAACAUAAAUUAACUAUGUACAAUUAUUAUGUAUUGGUGUAUAAAUAAAAGUUUAAAUAUCCUUCAGACUUGAGGAAAGUAUGAAAUUGAUUUCCGACUUUUUGGGUCCUCUCAACUUGAUCGCAUAUUUUGUGAAAAAUUCAUUGCCAUCGGUUAUGCUAAUUCCAGUCUUCAAAUGCUUUACAACACUGAAAAAAGUAAUGGUGAAUACACCCUUACUUAAAAAGAAGAAUUAACUCAUUCUAUUGCCAAGUGAGAAAUUCGAAAAAUUCGUUAUAUCUUUGUGAUUCAGUCGUAUUUUGUUGGAUAUUUCAUUAUAUUUUUAUUAAUUAUAACGUGCAAGGUAAUAAUUGCAAAUAUAGUACGUGCAUGCAAUGAGUAACCCGGCCUUAUCGGCUUCCGAGAGUGAUGCUUCAGAAUGCGCCGACAAUUCAUUUUGCAUAUUUUUGCAUUUGGUCGAAGGCAUUGGUUUGCAUCGACGUGAUGGUAUUGGCGAUUUUGCCGAGCGUCACAAGGAUAAGGUUAUCCUUACAGCAACGCUAAAUGGUGUAAAGUUCGAGGUGGAAGGUCACUCCACGGAGACUGUGACCAUCUUUAACAGCAAUUGCGUUUGGGAAUGCGAAUUGAGUGAUAUUAAACGUAUGAAAACCGACAAUCGGCCAGUGAAAGUUGAGAUAUUUAUCAAGAGUGGUCGAACGGAAACUUCCCCUCGUCGCGGCAUUGGUUCUUUGUUACUUCCUAUUAGAGGAGUUCCAGUAGUCGCGGCUUUAAAAAAUCUACAAUUAAAGCUACAUUGGCAUAAACUUAAUGUGAUGAGUUCGGAAUGGCGGCAAAAUAAACCAGAAAUUUAUUUACUUCUGGUGAUAGUCAAAAAGAAUCUUAUUGAAAAUGGACAAUUUGACGUAUUAAUGGGCAAAAAGAAAUGCGUGCUAAAUGAUGGACUUUCUCCGAAGUCCUCCGAGACAUCACUUAUGUUGCAAUCGCAAAGUAAUGUAUAUGUACAGCUUUUGGAACAAGUGGGUCUCAUACAAGUGGGCAACAACCCUGACGUUGAUUGCGACAUCUUCAACGUGUCAUUAACUUUUAAACAAGUGAAGAAUCUAAUGAAAGUAUUGGAGACGGAACAGAGCUACAACCGCAAAACUAAUGUGUUUGUUUUUCACUAUGACUUCCUGGGAAGUGCUUCUCAACUAGAAAUGGUCGUGAAUCAGUCUGAUUGCUACACCAUCAAUGAAAAAAUAUCCCUUAGCUUCAAGUCGUCCUUGAAGAGCUUACGCACUUAUUUUCAACGAAUUUUUUAUAUACCAAUAAGUGUUUAUAUAAAUGGCGCUGUGGUGGCAAAUUAUCGAUUGGAUUUCUCAAGGCUCUUACCCGACGAUUCAUUUUUCAACGCGACUAAUGUUUUUAGUAAAAACGGUACAUUUUAUUUCGAUCGCAUAAAUAAGAUAAUAAGCCCGCGUGCUACAAAGCCUUCGGUGGAUUUUAUAUUUUGUGUGCAACUCGUAACAAGCUACUCCAAAAAGUCCAGUUACGACCUAGUGCCGAUGAGUGAGGCAUAUGCAUCGUAUAAGAUCGACGAUAAGGGUUCUGUCGAUAUAACAGAACGCUAUCGAAACUUGGAUUUCCCCACUACAAUGCAACAAAUGCGGGCCCCUUAUGAUGUUGGCCAAAUAAGCAAUCGUAAUUUCAGUAACUAUGAAAUUUAUGAACGUAAUUAUAUGAAAAUGCAGGCCGACGCUGUUAUAAUUGGACACGUCUUGGAACAAAAUGGGGAAUUAUUUGGUCAACCAACAGAAGAUCUUUCAAAGUGUUCGAUCACGGGCAAGGAUGAUAGCAAAGAUUCCUUAACAAGUCGUCAAAGCAAGGCAAACGUUGUCACCUGUUAUGAUAAGCAGGUUUUCCAUUCGAAAGAAAGUGUUAUAAAUGAUGAACUGUCAAGCAAAGAGACUCGAUCCGUCGGAGUAAAUACCGACCCAUUGGAUAUAGAUCCCGAGGAAAUGACAAUAAAAAUAGUUCAAGAGCUGGAAGAUUGGAAGGCACAGCAGAUGGAACACUUCAUUCGAGGUUUGGAGCAAAAAGAAAUCGGCUACUUGGCUGAGCUCGAUAAACAAUGGGAGCAACAACGUUCAAUUUUGCAAGCUAGAUUAGAAGCAAAGUUGUCCGAAUGCGAGAAACUAAAUGCGAAGCUUGAACUGGCCCAUGCGGAAUUAAAUGCGAAUGCUCUUAAACAUCAAGAGACCAUUAGUAUAGUGCAGACCGUGAAGCAAGACAUAGAACGAAGUUAUGCGGAGAAAUUUCAGCAGUUAGAUGACGAGAUGCAACGCCUUAAACAUGAAAUACAGCAGCGGGCGACAGAAAGCGCAGAACGCGAUGUAGAACAAACACAGCAGCAGACACAAGCGGCGGAAGCCAAUGACUUAGAGUUAGAAGAGAAGCUACAAAUGAAGAUGCGUAUCGAACAGUUGGAAAAGCAAUUGGCGGCCAUGGAGAAGACACAUUUCUCCGCCGAGCAACUGGCGUGCAUGUUGGCUGAUUUGCACAAACAAACAGAACGUUUUGCAGAUAUCGAAAAAGCCAAGAACUUCUAUAAAGUACAGUGGUCAAAAUCAACAAAAGAGUUGCACAAGUUAAAACUGAAUUUAUUGAAACAACAAGGGAAAGCAUUGGAAGAGAAAAAGGAUGAAAAUAUUGAUAUUUGCUUGGANUGA